UUAUUCCUUGCUCUUAUGAGCUCACACACUGUGUACACUAGACACAUCGCGGCUGUGUUUCUCAGCUGUCCAUCUUAGAGGGAUUUCACACCAAACACACAAAGGAAGUCAAUUCUUUUCAGUGAGAAAUGUAGGUAUUAGCUUGGCAUGCACCAUCUUCAUUUGCCAAGAGGUUUGUUUUUGUGCUGACUUAACUGCAGCUAGGCAUGAGAUGCAUGAACAGGCAUUCUUGCAAAGACAAAGUGGUUAUUUAUUAAUGGCAAAUUUAACUGCACAAUCAUAGCUGUCACAAGCAAUUACUGAGGGAUACAAGCUUAUGUUUUCAUAUUCUACAUUUUGGCUCAAAUGGAGCUUAGCUACAGCCUGUCGAAGCAUUAAACUGCUUAAUAUGAUGUUAAAAACCUAAAAACAUUAAUAUAGCACAUUAUUCUUGUCACUGGCCGCUAAUUUGUUUAGACUACAUUCAAACACACUUACUGAUGUAAUGCGCUUUGGCACCACCACGCACACAUUAUACUAUUUGUAAUAUUUGGUGUGAAAGCCUGCUGACCAACUAAUCUUACAUUUUGAGGGAUGCAGCUGUCUACACUAGUGUGAACCAGUAAAUGAACAACUGGUGUGCUGAUGAUGUGAGCUUUUUGUGGUGCAGCCAGUCUACACAUGGUGUCAUUAAUACCGUGUCAUCAGAAUAACCUGAUCAUGGAUAUGAUCAAAUAACCACACUUACACACGGCUGUCAAAAUUGUCUUGUGUACUAAAAAAUUUAAUUCAAAUUUCAGCACACAACUCACAUAUCAGUACUGCAAAAGUCAGUCUAUCAUAAUUACUACCAGGGGAUCUAAUCUACAAAUCAAACAAAAGGGUCUUUUUUUCUAACAUAAUUGGCCAUCGUACUACAACUAACUACUAAACUAACUUACACGAUUUCCUCAAUGGAAUCAUGUUGUGAUCGCCAUAGGCCAAACUUCAGUUUGCCGAGGGUGCUAAAGACAUCAAGUCAGGCAGAAUGUGAGUUAAUGAGUAAUCAAUGUCCUAGCAAUGAGUGCCCAAAAGACGGCGUGGGAUGACAACACGAGGCAGCUAGAUUUAGUUAGUACAAGACUGCCAGGGCUAACUUGUUGCUCUAAUUCCUAUAAUGGUCAUCCGAUUGCCUGUCGGGCCCCAAUUUAUGACUUACAUAACAGUGUUUCUCCAACUAGUUACUGAAGUAAUAAUGUUCCUUUAGUAGACACAUGAGAGCUCGUUUCCACCGGAGUCUUUUACCUAGAACUGCAGACAGCUUAACUUAGCUUAUCUUCCAUAACUCGGUCCAAUAAAUGUUACACGCCGCUGACUACUACAGAAAUGGCCAUGAAAGCAUGCCGUGGAUUGUAUGCUAACUUGCAAAGCUAACUCCAGAGGGCAGUCACAUCGCGUCGUGUUGUGUUGAUUUAACAUCUUACAGAACCGCAAACCCAAAUUGUAGCCAAAAUUAAGAUGACUCGACUAAUUUUAAGGGCGAGUAUGGGCCAUCUAUGCCGCCUGAGAAAACCAGGCGACUUAAUUCCGUCCUGGGUCUGCAAAAUAGAAUCAAAUGCCAAAGGUUGAAGCUACGCUAACGUUGGCCUAGUCACGUUGAUUUUUCUGCGUACUCGCGAGACACUGGUGCUGCUGGCUAGCACAUGCUAGCACACCACCUCACGAUCACGACCAAGAAGCACGGUUCAGUCGACGAUCGACCUUCCUUCUCCAAUGGUGUCAACUUCAGCUUGGUGAAAGGACCUAUGAGCCAUCUGUGAUUAGGGUACCUCAGGGGACCCAGACUGGGAUGCUACAGAGAUGGUGAACACAUGACCAUUGAGAGCACUUGGCUUUACUAAUGGAGCACCUCCAGGGAGCGUGGAAGAAUCUGAGCAACGGCUUCGGAAUGAGGGACUCUGCCUUCGAGGGCCCAUGCCUUUCACCAACCAUGGUGCAGGGCUUUCCCUGCCAGCGUCGCUCCUCAGAUGACAGCAAGAUGCCUGACUCCAAGACUAGCAGCACUAUCCGAGUCUACCUCCCAAACCAGCAGCGCACCGUGGUAAACGUGCGACCGGGUAUGACUCUGCACAAUUGCCUGAUUAAAGCAUUAAAGGUGCGAGGUCUGCAGCCUCAGUGCUGUGCUGUCUUCAGGCUGCAUCCAGGACAGAGAAGUAAAAAACUACGGAUGGAUUGGAAUACUGACUCCACCUCUCUGAUUGGGGAAGAGCUGCUGGUGGAGGUUUUAGAUCACGUUCCUCUGACGACGCAUAAUUUUGUUCGGAAAACAUAUCUGAAGUUGGCAUUCUGUGAUAUUUGCCAGAAGUUUCUUUUGAAUGGUUUCCGUUGCCAAACAUGUGGCUACAAAUUCCAUGAGCAUUGUAGCACCAAAGUGCCCACAAUGUGUGUGGACUGGAGCAAUAUCAGACAACUCCUGCUGUGUCCAACACCUGGUGAGAGCGGUGCCCCAUCACUGCCACCGCUGACAUCCAGGCGAAUGAGAGAAUCCUUAACACGGUUUCCAAGCUCAGCCCACCGAUAUUCCACCCCUCAUGCCUUCAACUACACCACAUCCUACCCACCCACAGGCGGCGGUCUCUCCCAGAGGCAGCGCUCCACUUCCACGCCCAAUGUCCACAUGGUUAGCACUACCCUGCCUGUAGACAGCAGCAUGAUUGAGCUAGAAUGGCUGAAUACCUCCCCCAGCUCCUGGUGCCAUAGAUUCUGGCUGAAGAGGAAAGUAGGUAUUGUGCACUUCUCCCAGUCUUUUGUUGAGGCCUCACCUGAGAGUCCAGAAAAGGAUGCAAUGCGUGAUCAUGACUCGGCAGGGAGCUCCCCCAAUCAGAGCCCUACAGGCUGGUCCCAGUCCCAAUGCAAAGCCCCUGCACCUGCCCAGCGAGAGAGAGCCCCGUCCUUCAACACGCAUGAGAAAAAUAAAAUUAGGCCUCGGGACAAGCGGGACUCUAGUUACUACUGGGAGAUUGAGGCCAGUGAGGUGUAUCUUCAUUCCCGCAUCGGUUCGGGCUCCUUUGGAACUGUAUACAAAGGGAAAUGGCAUGGUGAUGUAGCAGUUAAGAUUUUAAAGGUGACUGACCCCACACCAGAGCAGUUCCAGGCAUUCAGAAAUGAGGUGGCUGUGUUGAGGAAAACACGACAUGUCAACAUCCUGUUGUUCAUGGGCUACAUGACGAAGGACAACCUGGCCAUUGUGACCCAGUGGUGUGAGGGCAGCAGCCUCUACAAACACAUUCAUGUCCUGGAGACAAACUUCAAGAUGAUCCAGCUCAUGGACAUCGCCAGGCAGACAGCUCAGGGCAUGGACUAUCUGCAUGCAAAGAACAUCAUUCAUCGUGACAUGAAGUCCAACAACAUCUUCUUGCAUGAAGGGCUCACGGUGAAAAUUGGGGACUUUGGUCUUGCCACAGUGAAGGCCAGGUGGAGCGGCUCCCAUCAGGUGGAGCAGCCUUCUGGAUCCAUUCUUUGGAUGGCUCCUGAGGUUAUCCGGAUGCAGGAUAACAAUCCCUACAGCUUCCAGUCUGAUGUCUAUUCCUAUGGAAUUGUUCUCUUUGAGCUCAUGACGGGAGAGCUCCCGUACUCCCAGAUAGCAAAUAGAGAUCAGAUCAUCUUCAUGGUAGGAAGAGGCUAUUUGUCCCCAGACCUCAGUAAACUCUACAAGAACUGCCCCAAAGCCAUGAAACGGCUGGUGGCUGACUGCAUCAAGAAGUCCAAGGACGAGAGGCCGCUCUUCCCACAGAUCUUGUCCUCCAUUGAACUUCUCCAGCAUGCCCUCCCUAAGAUAAACCGCAGUGCCUCAGAACCGUCCCUGCACAGAGCCUCUCACACUGAGGAUAUCAAUGCCUGUACUCUGACCUCCACCAGACUGUCUGUUUUCUAGAGGCUCAGACAGCACUGCCCCUCCUCCUCUCAUCACACUUCCCCAUCCUCUUCCUCUUUGAAAUAUCCCAAAUAGUCCAAAUAGCUCAGUACAACCAAAAUUCUCUGCAUACGGAUGCCAAUAUAGACCUAAAAAUGCACAUGCAAUCAUACAUAAACCCAUGCUAAUCAAUAAAAUAUGUAAGGAAAAGAGGAGAGAGGGAAGUGCGGAGAGAAGUACAUGUUAGAUUAACUAUGGCAGGGAGUGAGUGAUGAUGGAUUGCGGCGGGAUGUACGCAUGAAGAGGUUGGCGUAAGAUACACGGAUGGUGGUGCCUUGCUUAUCACUGCACGUAUUAAGAAGUAUGCAGUUGCUCCAUGGUGGCAAUGCAUUUGGUAAAAUUUGUAAAUACAUGCACGCACACCUACCUAAGACAGCGAUAAAUGGACAUUGAAGGAAGCUCAAGAGGGAGACAGAUGCGUUCCCUCUUGAUUUGGGUUCUGUGAUGUGAAGCACAACCUUCUAUCUGGUCACCUUGGUUUCUAAUGAAGAGGACCUUUAAAGCUUACCUGCCUUAAGAGGAAACAAAGCCUGGACUAAGAUCCUGCACAACUUCAUUUCCUCUUGUUAUCACAAACAAAGCCGUUGGAUGUAGUCCAUUUAGUUGCACAGUAGUAGUUGAUUUUGCAUUGUCUUAAAUGAUAAUGGAGUAGAUAUGGGAAAUUGUUGUCUUUUUUGUUGUUGUUGUCUUUGACUUCUUUUUAUCAUCUUUACUUUUUGGGUCUUUUUUUUUUUUUUUUAGGAAUUAUAGCCUGUCAGACAGCGAGCAUGAGUGACGAUGGAAAACUUUGCACAUUUUAGCAAAAGCAAUGGUUAUGUUUCAACAGUCUACACAAUGGUUUCUUAGCUCCGAGUAAACUGAUCUGUAGAUACAGAUCCCACACAUUCUCAUCAGUCCUUCCAUGUGUAGGUUAUCAUGAGCUGGACAUUUGGCGGUUGUCUUAAAUAUUUAAAAUGAUUUGGAAACUAAUUUGUAUUUGUUUAUCAUGUCUCUUUCAGGAGGUUAAACGUUUUAUUGUGAAACUUGGUGAGAAAGUUGUCUAUUCAAUAUUUUAAUAAAAUUAAGUUAAAUUUCUUUGCCAGAGAA
Lates calcarifer (barramundi perch) is the source of this 5017-nucleotide messenger RNA. RefSeq names its product Raf-1 proto-oncogene, serine/threonine kinase a (gene raf1a). The transcript has 19 exons. Gene Ontology annotation, molecular function: protein kinase activity; ATP binding. Gene Ontology annotation, cellular component: plasma membrane; cytosol; mitochondrion. Gene Ontology annotation, biological process: signal transduction; protein phosphorylation. The record is from RefSeq and is a predicted model, not a curated record. Bases 1859 to 3892 code for a protein of 677 amino acids. NCBI's taxonomy places the organism in Eukaryota, Metazoa, Chordata, Actinopteri, Centropomidae.